Lytechinus pictus (painted urchin) is the source of this 7254-nucleotide messenger RNA. RefSeq names its product dipeptidyl aminopeptidase-like protein 6. Gene Ontology annotation, molecular function: serine-type peptidase activity. Gene Ontology annotation, cellular component: plasma membrane. NCBI's taxonomy places the organism in Eukaryota, Metazoa, Echinodermata, Echinoidea, Temnopleuroida, Toxopneustidae. The record is from RefSeq and is a predicted model, not a curated record. Gene Ontology annotation, biological process: proteolysis. The transcript has 21 exons. Bases 1883 to 4309 code for a protein of 808 amino acids.
AUAUUAACAAGUGCUUUUUAAUGCUGAUGAAGGCAAGUGGAGAGAGCGAGAGAGGGUUGACGCUCGACUGGAUGACAAUAGAUAAGGGAAAUUGGUAGACAGAUGGUGGUAGAUGAUGGUGGUAUUGGUAGAAACAUCCAUUGAUACCAGGAUAUUUACAGAUCUGAGUAGCAGAGAGAGAAGUCAUCACAACUGGUUAUCAGGACCAAACCCAUCACUGAAGCAGAAGAAGUCCAUGAAAGAACACCCUAAGGUCAUCUACAAACCUUGUCAUAUUCAAGAAGUUGCAUACAGCCUUCGUCAUCUCCUCAAUCCACUAAAUAUUUUAAAGUCCAUGCGACUGGUCAACAAUGGGACUGAAUAGGUUUAUUAAGUGCAUUAGUAUUGCUACACCAUGAGAGUCUUGUAAUGCUAUUCUUUCAUGAUGAAACAUUGACAUGCCACCGUUGUUGUUGACAAUGACGGGAUGAUGAUGCGACCCCUGGCAAGAGGGUAUUGUUGAAGGCCUAAGACUUUAAUCAGCUGAUGGAACAUGGCUUUUAUUCUCUGAAACCUAUCAACCUUGCAUGAGAUGCAAUAAUAAUGCGGAGGGACAAAAAUUGACUCUUACUUCAAUAAAAUGAACCAAACCCACGUCGUCGGUAUGAUGGAUCAUACGUCGAUAUGACUUUUUAUUCAAAGUCAUUUGCAACGCUUCCAAUAUCCCUGACAGGCUUUGUGAAUCCUUGGGGUAUGGAAUAUGAUGGAGGUUCCAAUAAAGACUGACAUAUUGACUAGUAAUUCCUUUUUGGCAACCUAGCACCAAAUGUGCAAAAAUAUUGGAUACAAAGACAAUCUAUCAACAACAAACAUAGCCCUGUGUAUAAAUAGAAAAGUGUAUUCAACUCUUUCAGUUUUCAUCAUGUGUUAAAGACAAGAUUAUGGAUUUUUCAUACCGUUACCCAGGAAUAUCCAUGCAUUGAAAAUGCUGUGAUCUGUGAAGUCACCAGCUUAUAUAUAACUGGUGCCACACUGCCUCAACAGGUUUAGCGUGUCAAGUGGAAUUUCAUGCAUUUAAGAUGCACUUAAAAGGUCAGGAAUAAUUAUAUUGGUAAUAGGACCAGGAAAAGAGUUUCAUUUGCAAUUUUCAUUUGCAAAACGAGGAACAAAGUUUAGGGCGGACACCCAUUCGGAAGUUUGACAUUGCCGGUGGCGUAUCAGUGCUAGCAACUGAACAGGAUAGAUCACCAUCUUACUGAAGAUCACAGGUCACAGUCGUACAAUCUUAGACAUGCCUUUAAAUAAUGUCUUCAAAACCCUUUCAUAGGGAUUCUUGCUACAUUCCAGAAUUACCAUGGAUUAAUGAAUGGAAACAGGAGUUAUAUCUCUUCAGACUCAUACACAGAGGCUUUGUUCAUUUGGUUUUGCAGUAUUUUCUUUUGAAGUCUCAUCUAGACUGCUGGAUUGUUUCGUCCAAAUGAUCAUGUGAGCUUACAUGGAAGAUUUAUACAGUUGAGCCACGAUGAUCUCUAAUUUGUUUCUCUAAAGCUGUUGCUGUGAGAUGGAUGUUGUUUUGUAGGUGCUAAAAAAGAUUGGUAUGAAUCCUCAGUGGACAAGUAAAUUGAAGACAUAACAGGAAAAGCUCUGAAAAAUAUUGUGGGAGAACACAACAUCUAUCAAAAUAUGACUAGAGUGUGAAGAUCUAUUAUAAAACUGAGGAUAUAAAAGGAAUAAAUCAGAUAAUAACAUACAUAGCAUGAAUGUGCCGUUCUGAUGACUUUUUGCAAUUGUGAAAAAAGCCUGCCUUAGAACACGGGUGCUUCUAGAAAGCUUUCUAACAACCUUUAUCUCAAGGCUCUUUGUCUUGUAAUCAUUUGGCACUUGAAUAUCUACCGGCUACAAGAUGCUUAGUGGAACCGUUGGAUCCGCCGGGGGGCCGGGCAAGUCCCCUUCUAAAGGGGGCAAGAAGGUUUCCCUGCCCCAAAACCAGCAGGGCAACAAGCUAAAUGGCCCUACGAUGAUCGAGCUAGAGGAAUUGGUGGGAGGGACAGCUGAAAAGCGCAACUGGCGAGGCAUCAUCAUAUCCCUCCUGGUCAUUCUCCUCAUCUGCGCCUUGAUCGUAGUAGCCAUCAUCAUUGCAAGCCCGGACCUUAGAAUAUAUUCAAAGUAUACAUUUGAGGAUAUAUUCGACCCCCAGUACCAACCAACGUACUAUGAUGCUGUGUGGUUGACAGAGGAUGAAUAUGUACUACGGAAUUCCACCAACAAUAUUGUGGCUGUCGAUGUCGCCGCCAACGAAACAACACUGCUCAUUAGCAAUAGGACGAUGGAUGAAGAAGGGAUCAUUAGGAUAUGGGUGCAUCCAGAUAAACAAUAUAUCCUGCUCUCAUCAGACGAACAACAGAUCUUCCGUAAUAGCUUUGAGGCAGUCUACAAGAUAUAUGAUGUCAAAAAGAAAUCUGUGAUCAAGACAUUAACACCACCGAGUGUGACAGAUGGACCAGUUCCUCUUAGAUAUGCAUCUUGGGUUCCUAACAGUGCAGGCUUGAUUUUUAUUUAUAAAAACAACUUGUACUACCAGAAUGCGGUAAACAACGACCCAGUUGCUGUUACUACGGAUGGUAUAGAGGGAGAGGUCUUCAACGGUGUACCAGAUUGGGUUUAUGAAGAGGAAAUUCUGAGUGAUGAUGAUGCUCUUUACUGGAACAAGGAUGGAUCUAGAUUGGUCUUUGCUCAAUUCAAUGAUACUCAGGUUCCUAAAGCAUGGUAUCCCUGCUAUGAGAACAAGGUUUACAGUGAGAUUAAAUACGUCAACUAUCCCAAGCCUGGAUAUCCUAAUCCCACCAUCAAGCUGCUUGUCAUGCCAGUUGAAGAUGCUACAAAUUUGGUCCAACUCCAGCCUCCAAGACAGUUCCAGGACCAGGAGUACUAUUACAGAAGUGUUGUAUGGAAGGAUAGAUACCAGGUAGCCGUCACAUGGUGGAACAGACCGCAGAAUGUUUCCGUGACGACCAUAUGCCAGGUGGACACCGGGGUUUGUGACCUCAACUACGAGCAAGAGACACCCAACGGCUGGAUAGUUCAGAGAGGGGAUAUUAUUUUUGCAGAAGAUGGUCUUUCAUACUUCACUAUUCUACCUGAGAGAGAAGGACCUAGAGGAAGCUUCUAUCAUAUAGCUCAAGUUACUGCUGAGAGUGGUCAGCGGGGUCAGGUCACUUUCUUGACCCAGGGAAUCUGGGAAGUAACACAGAUCGUUGGCUACAAUGCAGAGAGGAACCUUCUCUUCUAUUUGAGUACCGAGAAUGGAUCCAUUAACAGAACAUUGUAUAGUUUGAACAUUGUGACCAAGGAAAGAACCUGCCUGACAUGUAAUGUAAUUGAAGGCUGUUCCUACGUCAGUGCAGACUUCAACGACAAGGCGACCCGGUACAUCCUACAGUGCUAUGGUCCUGAUGUACCUCAGACAUUCCUUAAUUCCAUUGACUCUGCAAACUUCACAGUUUUGGUAGAUAAUGCUGGCGUCAAGGCGGCUCUGGCUGACAAGGAUUUUGUGGUUAAGACGUUCCACACUGUCAAGUCUUCAGAUGGUAAUUUUGACAUCCAAAUUGAGCUCCUGAUUCCACGGUCAAUGGAUGAUCAGCGAAGGCAUCCGUUACUGGUUGAUGUCUAUGCAGGACCUGGCACACAACAGGUGGAUGCCAAAUAUCACCAGGGCUGGUAUUCAUAUUUGAGUAGUAAUCACCAUGUGAUUAUUGCUCGUAUCGAUGGGCGUGGAUCGGCAUACAAUGGUCAGAAGCUACUUUAUGAGAUCUACAAACGAUUGGGCACAGUUGAAAUUGAAGAUCAAAUUACAGCUACAGACUAUUUAUUGGAUACGUAUCGUUACUUGGACUGGAACAAAACAGCUAUUUGGGGAUGGUCAUAUGGAGGUUUUGCUGCAACGUUAGCUGCUACAUAUGGUAAAUUCAACUGUACAAUGGCUGUAGCCCCUGUCACCGAUUGGAGAUUUUAUGAUUCUGUAUAUACUGAAAAAUAUAUGGGAUUACCAAAAGCAACAGAUAAUUUACAAGCUUACAAGGAUUCCAACAUAUCUGCACGUGCAUCAGGGCUUCAUAAUACAAAAUAUCUCCUGGUACAUGGCUUAGCAGAUGAUAAUGUACAUUUCCAAAAUUCAGCCAAUUUGGUGAAAGCUUUAGUACAGGAGGGUGUACAACAUCAAGUACAGUAUUAUACAGAUGAGAACCACGCCUUAGGAGACCCAAUGGUACAAAAGGAUCUCUACCGUGUGCUCACAGAUUUCUUAGUCCGCUCAUUUGACCUGAAAUGCUGACCUUCAAUGUUUGACCCCUGACCCUAUGACCUUUCUCCCAUAGAAUAGUGACCUUCAUUUCCAGAUGGGUCAUCUUCCCUACCCCCUACCACCUUCCCUGAUCCACUGAAUGCCAGGGCCCCGUCUUACAAAGAGUUGAGAUUGAUCCAAUCAACCACAACUAUGGAAAGCCAGCAGCGUCAACAUCUAAAAAAACAUGUUUGUUCAAAAUAUUUUCUAUAGAUAUGAUCUAUAUUCAUACAUUCAUAGUCUUCUUGAAAAUUCAGUUUGCUUCUCUUUGUUUACAAAGGACAUUAUGCAAAAGUCCUGAAGAAAAGACAUGUUGAUGGGUUUCUGUAUACUUGAGGUUGAUCGGAUCAAUCGUAACUCUUUGUAAGACGGGGCCUAGAUGUGUUCCUGUUUUACAAGACAUUCAAAUCCAGAUUCCCACUAAAGAGAUGUAUGAGGCCAUAGCAAGUGGUUAUCAAUAUCUUUUCUAAUGAAAUAUUUGCUAUGAAUUUCAUUUUAUUAAACUUUAAAUCUCUGAGGCCAUAUCAAAUGGUUAUUAGCUUUUUGUACUGAAAUGUUUGCUAUGAUUUUUAUUUUGUUUGAAAUCCUUUUAAGAUGCAAUAGAUUCAUCUUAUUAGAUAUAACUGUGCCUGAAAAUAUGAUGUCCAUUUGGGAUUAUAAUGAAUUAUGUCAAACAUGUCGAGAUCGAUUCUUGCCCAUCGAGGAAAGUUUUAUUUUGCUCUUUUUUAUUCAACAUAAGGACAGUUGUCUUAUUUCAUUUUCUUUUUACUAUGUCAACAGAAUUCAAAAAAUAAUUUGGAAAAUGGUUGACUCUUACUUCAAUUUAACAUUUGUUUUUCAACGGGAUUGUUUGGAUUAACAAUAUAAUUUACGAUAAUGCUCUAAAUUACUGAUAUAUUUGAAUAAUUAUGAGAUUUUUUUCACUUGGUAGCAUUUCAAUGGAAAAUGAAAACACCAUAGCAAAAGUUGCUGUGUCAAUUGAAUUACUGGAUAAGCAAUGUAAUAUCGGCAAAACUAAAAUUAAAUACAAAUUAUCCUCAUAUUCAUUGAAUGUUACCCAAUUAGCAAUGAUUGAUUUUUGUAUUCCUUCCACCUUCCCCAUCAUAUUGAUUUGAUUUUGAUUCAGAUAUGCUUUCUUUCAAGAUUUUGUACAUAAUCAUAAAACCAAAUAUGUUAUAUACGCAGUGUUUUUUAUCAAGAGAAAACGUUCAAAAAGUCAGCCUUAUAGUCAUGUAAAUGACUUGUUUAUAUGAUGCAAAGUUAUAUGAAAAUUGAAUGAAAUGGUAUGUGAUCGUUUGAUAUUUUGUAUUAUGCAAAGUUUAGUAUUUAUUUAAAAAUCAAUGUCAUCAUUGCUUUGUGGCUUCAUUCUUGUGGAAUGGCUCCAAUUGUUUUUUCAAUUUCUUUUCAUUGCAGUAGCAUUGUAAAGAAGUGUACAUGUGUGUAAUUUUGUAUAGUCCGUUUAUGGAAAAUGGAGCUAUUAUGUACUCUAUCUCAAAACAUAUAAAUGACAUCAGGAGUCUUCUGCAUAUUGAUUUAAAGUUGAUUUAAUUGUGAUAUGUUAUUGCAUAAACGCAUGAAGCCAGAAUGCAAAAUGAACAUCCCGACUAUUAUGCAUCUGAUUCAAUUGGUAUAAGCUCAGUAGAUAAGAAAUGGGUUAAAUAUUGAAGUUAUCCUUUCAGUAAUUGAUUGUGCAGAAUAAGGGAAAUAGUAAAAAAAAAAAGAGGUAGGUGGUCUUUCUAGAUAAUUAAUUUGAAGAGAAUUAAUAUCUGUUAUGGAAAACUAAGAAAAUUCAGUUGGGACAUGCAAUAAAGCCAAAUUUAUUUCAGUCUUUGCCUACUAUAAAAGGUAGUAUUUGAGUGGCAUAAGAGAUCUUGUAAAGCAAGGUCAAUGUGCAUGCAUGUACAUCAAGGUCAAAUCCAAUGGGUUACGCAAUAUAUGAUUUAUGAGUUAUCAAUGCUAUAAAUAUGUGCUGUGUUUUAAUGUUGUUUUUAUUGCCGUUUAUAUACAAUUCCCAUCAGAAUUUGCAAUUUUUUUAUGAUCAUGGUAUCUGGGGACGUUCCAUGAAGAUUUACAUUUUAAAUAGUUCAUUGCUGAUUUUAAAUACUUAAAUUCAGUGAAUGGCCUGUAAUAUUAUCAUUACAAUUAAAUCAUUGAAUACAUUCCAUAUCUACCAACCCUGGAAAUCUAACAUUUUACUUUGCCCUUAUAAUUGAAGAAGUAGUAUUUUUAUUGAACAGGGGUUAUAUAACUGAAGUGUAUCUCUAACAUUGCUAGAUCAAGCAAUACCAGACUCUUGUGAAAUAAAUCAUAUUCAUUCAGUGGCUGGAAAAUAUGUAUUACAAGUACACUUUCUCAUAUUUGAAAGUAAGAAAUCAAUAUUGAGCAGAUAUAUAAAGAGCUAUGCCAAAGCAUUGGUAUGGACUAAAUAAAUUCUUUUGAUUUAAAAAAAAAAAAUUUGGGGGGAUAUGAGCUGUCUAAAUACCUAUUAGAGGAGCAUUAUAAAUGCACAAAGCUAAAUGGGCUUUUAAAAAUCUGAAUUUUAGAACACCCAUGUUUCAAUUUUCAUAUUUUAUUUUGUGGUUCUUAGAUCCAGGUCACUUUUUCAAUUAUUUAAUGGAAUACUUUUCAAUAGGGAACCAGACAUGAAUGGUUUUUGAAAAGUUGAGAAUCAUACUUCAUUGAAAUACAUUAUGAAUUUCACAGGGUGUAACUCUGUUUUAUGUAGCAAAAAAAAAUGUAAAAUGUGGUUGCACGUUUAUGUGUGUAUAUCAAUGCUCAGUACCUCCUUAUGGUAUGGAAUUUCUUUUGAAAGCCACUAUGAUGUACUUCCAAAACAAGAGAAUUUAUUCAUACUGAUUUUUUUUUUGUGUUUGUCACCAUGUAACGUUGUAAAUAUAUGCACAAUUAAAGUAAUAUGUACAUGAGUUGUUAUACAA